AGUCUCCGUGCAGUCCUCGACCUCCCCCAAAUCUACACGAAGCCCUCUGCUGAGGCGCUCCUCGAUACCCUCAGACUUCUCACAACUGCCCCACCGUCAUGGGAGGAGCCAGAAGAAACGAAACGCAAAGACGGACAAGCGGCGGCAGUCACAGUCAGUUCAGAAGGUGUCACAGGGUACCUCACAAGCAUCAUUGGUAGUGAUCUACGGUGGAUAGAGGAUGAAGAAUUGAAGGAACAGAUUUGGGAUCAAGCCAGCGCAAGGCUCAGCGAGCGCUCUGGACGUUCUGCCAUGGGCGCAAUGUCACGUUCGUUCCACAUUCCCACCUCGUCCGACGCUUUCGACCUCAGCAUCCACGAACCAACUAUGACUGGCGAUGACCUGGGUCUGAAAACGUGGGCAGCGUCGUAUCUCCUCGCGAAACGUCUCAGCUCAUUCGAUCUGGUCCCCCGGUAUACAAAAAGUAGACUACAAGUGCUUGAGCUUGGUUCGGGAACUGGGCUGGUUGGACUCGCCAUGGCAGGCCUGGGUGCAGACGUGGUGCUGACAGACCUGCCCAGCAUCUGCCCGAACCUUAAGUACAACAUACUUCAGAAUGAGGAGGUGGUCAGCGGGAACAAUGGAAGUGCUCGUGCAGCCAUGCUUGAUUGGACUGAGCCUCAGGUCUGCGAGCCGCUACAGGAUGACGACGAGGCCGUGCCUGCAAAAUUUCCAGUAAUCCUGGCUGCCGAUUCACUGUACUCUGCAGAUCACCCUCGCAUGCUGGUAGACACGAUUGCGGCAUGGCUUUCGCCGAACAGCGACGCCAAAGUCAUUGUCGAGUUUCCGUACAGGGAGGCAUAUCUGCCUCAGAUUGAGGACUUUCGCGGCCGGAUGCUCGAGAUUGGGUUGCAGAUAGUGGAUGAAGGCGAAGAGAAAGGAUACGACGACUGGGGCGCGUCGAGGGCGAGCGGUGACCCAGACGAGGGUGCGCUCGUGACGUGUUGGUGGGCAUGUUGGACGAGGAAAGGCUCAACUGGCAAAAAGCCAGCAGUCGGUGGCUAAAGUUGGGCAGAUUAUCCUCUGGAAGAUAUGGCCACGCGAGGCCUCGGCGUUUUGGCGUUUUGGCAGGGCGCCCACGGACCAUAUCCGUGGGAUUUUUUCUGGUCAUUCGCAUAGUCGCGGCGGCGCACAGCAAGCAACGCUCGGAGCAACGCCGACAUGUUCAGACGGAACGGUCCAAGAAGAGUGAUGCACGCGCCGGGUAAUUAGUCCGGGUAAUCAAAACGCUUCCAGCCUGGCCGGGAUAGCUCGCUGCGAAGCUGUAGCUCGGGGCUCCACCCGUUGCAUCGUCAUUACAUGGCACUGGCCUGCGCCUGAGUCUUGAAGGAUUGUUCCUACUUCUUCUGUCUUUCUUUUUUUCUCUCCCUCUCCCUGUAGACGGCGAAUUGAAUCAAUACAAACAAUCACAUCCAUA
Messenger RNA from Bipolaris maydis ATCC 48331, 1456 nucleotides. NCBI's taxonomy places the organism in Eukaryota, Fungi, Ascomycota, Dothideomycetes, Pleosporales, Pleosporaceae. The record is from RefSeq and is a predicted model, not a curated record.